AUUAAUAUUUGUGGUCAUAAAAUUCAUGAGAUCCUGUUGAUGACGUCGAACACAAAUGAGCAGCUGAUUCAUGUGUAAUAAUAGCGCUGUAGGAUCGGAGGAGCAUGUGCAAAAAACAUGGCAAACUUUUCUAUAAGAUUGCAAAACUGUGUUGUGCUUGUUGCAGCCAUGCCAAUGACAAUCGAGCGUGAUCUCCACAUGGCCACAGGGAACGGAGAAACUAGCUACACGAAAAACUCUAGGAUUCAGGAGAAAGUUAUGUUUCAGAUCAAGCCAGUCCUUGAGGAGGCCACUAGAGCAGCAUACUCAGCUCUCCUCCCUCGAACUAUGGUCGUGGCCGACUUAGGCUGCUCAUCGGGGCCUAACACACUGCGCUUCGUCUCCGAGGUGAUUGGCAUCAUAGCUCGCCAUUGCAAAGAACACGACCGACGACAUGACUACCCACAACUUCAGUUCUUCCUGAAUGACCUGCCGGGAAACGACUUCAACAAUCUCUUCCUGCUCAUCCAGCAGUUCAAUAAGUCGAUGGCAAGAAACCACAAGGGUGAGGCAGCUGAGGCACUGCCUCCGUGCUAUAUCUCUGGUUUGUCAGGCUCCUUCUACACUAGGAUCUUUCCUAGCGAAAGCGUUCACCUUUUCCACUCUUUGUUCUCCGUUCACUGGCACUCUCAGGCAUCAGAACAACUGAAGGACACCAAAAAUAAAUGCCUAGAUAUCUACAUCACAAAGAAUAUGCCACCGUCGAUGGUGAAGUUGUUUCAACAGCAGUUUGAGAAGGACUUCUCCCUCUUCCUCAAGCUACGCUACGAGGAACUCGUGUCUGGUGGCCAAAUGGUUCUAACAUUUAUUGGAAGGAAGCAUGAGGAUGUGUUCACUAGAGAGCCCAACCAUCUUCACGGAUUGCUUGCGCAGUCACUGAAAUCCCUAGUUGAUGAGGGUCUUGUGGAGAAAGAAAAACUUGAGUCAUUCUAUCUUCCGUUCUACUCACCAUCGGUUGGUGAAGUGGAGGCGAUUUUGAAGCAAGUUGGGUUGUUCAACAUGAAUCAUGUUAAAGUAUUUGAGAUAAAUUGGGAUCCCUACGAUGACUCGGAAAGUGAUGAUGUGCAUAACAGUAUCGGGAGCGGUGAAAAUGUUGCUAAGUGCCUACGAGCAGUUAUGGAGUCGCUGGUCGCAAGCCAAUUUGGAGAACACAUACUCGACAAGUUAUUCAAAGAGUUCGCUCACUGUAUUGCCGAACACCUUGAGAAUGAAAAAACCAAGCAUGUUGUUCUUGUCCUAUCGAUCGAGAAAGCAAUAAUUCAUGUGUGAAGUGUCUUGUUUCUCACUAUCUUUCCAUUAUUAUCACAUGGUAAUGUAUGUUUGUUUUGAAUGUGCAUGUUUGUGUCACUAGUGUAUUGAAUGGCAUGGUGUUUUUGUUGUUUUCUUUA
This is a messenger RNA of Zea mays, 1427 nucleotides long. Its product is annotated as anthranilate O-methyltransferase 3. The record is from RefSeq and is a predicted model, not a curated record. The transcript has 5 exons. NCBI's taxonomy places the organism in Eukaryota, Viridiplantae, Streptophyta, Magnoliopsida, Poales, Poaceae. Gene Ontology annotation, molecular function: methyltransferase activity. The coding region runs from base 118 to 1308 and encodes 396 amino acids.